AUGAUUGGGAACCAAUGUGCUAGACAGUCUAAUAUGAUGGAGGAUAAUGGUCCAGAAUAUGACAUCAGUGAUGAAGAAAUAGUAGACUCCAUUGGCGUUGAAGAAAGCAUUCAAGGAAAUCCUCUGAUCUCUAUGAGCAACUACAGCACAUCAGGGAGAUUUCUUUUCGGAACUCUGCAGCAGCGGCGGACCGUGCUGAAGGAAUGCAGAUACGAGGAACCAUACCCCUUCCCAAAAUAUGAAAACGAUGAUGAUUUUAGAGGCCGGCGAAAGGAAAAUCAGAGUUUUCAAUAUCAACAGCCAACCCAUUUCGCACAACAAGAGGACCCAUGGAACCGACUACAUGCAACAGCAACUGUGGCAACUGCCAGCAAAGGAAUUUACCUCCAUAAUCCUAAGGCACCAAAAGACAGUCUGGACAUCCAUCUUAGUGCUAUUUACGAUCAUUCAAACGAGUUUUUGAAGCAGAAAAAUGAGGUGCUCCUUCAAAAAUCAACUUGUGAUCCUCAGAGUGGCUGUUGGUUAAGUUCCAAUGAACAAGUACCUGAAGAAGUGUUUCAUCGGAAAAUAGCUAAGGACAGAGUGCAGAAAGACAUUUGUGGCUGUGCACCCGAACACACAGAAACCAGUGCUGUUUACUUACAAGCAAGAUCUCCCCCAAGACUUUGGAUCUCACCAACAAAAUCAUCGAUUCAUAGCAUUGAUGGAGCAAUAACAAGUCAACAUACUGCUGCCACCAAUGGAGGAUAUUCCAGGAAAAUAGAUGGCGGUUUCUUUACCAUCUGAAAUGGAAAAUGUUUCUGUACAACACUGUACUAAGAUUUUGUUGAGCCUUUGUUCAUUAUCGUUAACAACUCUUUGCAAUAUAAGGAGGAAGCUGUAGCAAUACUGUGAAGUAGCAUCUGAAAGUAAGGUCUUUUUUCCCAUGUAAUAAGAGAAUUAAAUCACUGAAAAAAGAGCAAACACAGAAUGUUGUCUAACAAAAUUAUUACCUUAAGGCUUUCUGGGGUGAAUUUCUAAGCAUAUUCUGGUACAUAAUUGGGACAAAUGACUGUGUGAAAAUAACAUUGAGCAUAACUGUUUCCAUGGCAUUUCUACCACAAGAUCAUUUGCUUGAGUUUCUUCUUUUUGACACUUGCUGCAAUCCAUCUGCCAAAUGACGGCCAGCACUGAAAGGUUUUGAAUGUUCAUGAUUUUGCAUCCACAGUGUGCUGAAGGUAACUUCAAGAAUUAAAGGGGUAAUUGCAGUAGUGUGGCACUUUUGAUCCCAAAGGGUAUAGGAAAAUUCCUUUGCAAUUUCUGUUGUCGGGUAGCACUUUUUGCAGCAUUCUUUUAUUUUACUGUUCUGUCCUAUAGCCUUGGACUAUUUUCCUGUUGCUCCUCUCAGGGUCUAAUCACCAGAGGAGGAGGAAAAAAUUGAGCUAAGGAUAGCAAUUCAGCUUCUAAGAACAGUGCUGCCUGAAAGAUAUAACCUUCCCCCUCAAAUUUCCUCCUCCUCUCCAACACACAUCAAAGAUAUGAUAUUACUAAGAGGUGUGAAAAUAUCAACACUUCAUCCAAAAAGCAACAGAUCAACUGGGUACCAGUGCAAGGGGACCUGAUUAUUUGCUUGCAUUGCACUCCACCAGCUGUAAAUAAAAUCAGUAUCUUUAGCUUUUAUGGAAAAGGGAGGCAGCUGUGGGUGAUCUCUGUAAUAUUAACCAGCCUACAGUACAGCCACAUACAUUCAGCAUCUGAUGAACUUAACAAGUUAGCAGGAUAAUUCAUUACUUUUGGCAUGAGAGCAAGGGAAGCAUCAAGAUUGGGGUAAUCAGUUUCAUUAAGUUACAAUAGCUAUAUUUCCUGUAACAUCACUGUUAUAUCUGGUGUUCCUCAAGGAUCCAUUUCUCCCAUUUCUCAUCUACUUGCUGGGCUUCCAUAAAAUCACUGAAAAUAAGGUAAUAGAAUCUGCAUGUAUGCUCAACACUGUAUGUCCAUAAUAUAUAUAUAUAUAUAUAUAUAUACGCACUGUUAUGGACUCAGUGAAAGUCCCUUUAAGAUAGAGAGUGUGUGUGUAUGUGUGUGUGGGGCGUGCUUACGUCAAUAGAAGAUAAAGGACGUAAUGACGUUGUUGAAGAAGGCAGAAGAAGAAGAAAGAGAGAGAGAGAAGGGAGAGAGACACCAGCCUGCUUGUUUUCUCUAUCGAUGGAUGAGAAACAAUAACUGUGUUUGCCACUGAAAUCCAUGUAUGG
This is a messenger RNA of Pristis pectinata (smalltooth sawfish), 2231 nucleotides long. RefSeq names its product cilia and flagella associated protein 276 (gene cfap276). The record is from RefSeq and is a predicted model, not a curated record. The transcript has 6 exons. Lineage: Eukaryota; Metazoa; Chordata; Chondrichthyes; Rhinopristiformes; Pristidae. Bases 1 to 786 code for a protein of 261 amino acids.